AACUUUAUAUAUAUGAUUGGUUUGUUGUAAAUAUCACGUAUAAGAAUUAAUAUCAUAUGCUGAAAUCAAUGAAUAAUAAUUUGGUUGGAAUAUUUUUACUUUAUCAUAUUAGAAAAUUUAUUUAUGUUAUUGCUCAGAAGUACCUUUUUAAUUUUUUCAAAUUAAAUACCUAAAAAUUCUCCAAAAAACUUUUUAAGGUGCUCUCUCCUGGAGUCCAGUCUCCAUUUUUCUUCAGCUGAUUUGCCAUCAUCAUUAUACAUUUCACAUAUUUUACAGCUAAAACCACCUUUGAUCUCACAAAAAAGCUUGCUUUUUUACACCCAUCACCCCCCCCUCCCCCCCCCCCCCCCCCCUUGCUUUUCUCACACUUGUUAAUCUCCAUUGCAAAUCUUGAAAUUCCACUCUUCUUCUUGCUGCUACCUCUCAGCUCUACAAUGGCAAUCAUAACUGAAGAACCAGAUUCACCAACACCAAAGAAACAACAAAAACCCCUUAAACCCACUUCAAGAACUCCUCAAUCAACCACCCCAAAACCUACAAAAUCCACCAAAACAACAAAUACAACAAACCCUUUUCAUUUCUGGUUCUACUUCACCAUUUCAGUCUCUUUAAUAACCCUCAUAUUCAUGAUUCUCACUUCUCUUUAUCCACAAGAUCCUAAAACAUGGUUCCUUAGUCUGCCCUCUAAUCUACGCCAACAUUACUCUAAAGGGAGAAAUAUCAAAGUUCAGACUACUCCUAACCAGCCACAAAUUGAAGUUUUUGCUAUUCAAGAAGGACCAUCAAAGGCUUCUGAUCAGGUACUUAUUGUACAUGGACUAGGGUGUAGUUCUUUUGCUUUUCAGAAAGUUGUCAGCUUUUUGGGCGUUAGAGGUGUUCAUGCUGUUGCUAUUGAUCUGCCUGGCUCUGGGUUUUCGGAUAAGACGAUAGUUGUGGAGGAAGAACAUGUGGAUGAUGGGGUUCUAGGGAGGCUUAAGGACAUGUACAGUGAAAUUCAAGAAAAGGGUAUUUUUUGGGGGUUUGAUCAGCUUGUUGAGCAGGGGUAUGUGAAUUAUGAGGAAAAUAAAAUCAGGGUUUCGAAAAGAAAUGUUGUUAAGACUGUUGAUUUGGGCCCUGAAGAGAUUGGAAAAGUGUUAGGUCAAGUGAUUGAUACAAUGGGGUUGUCACCUGUAGAUUUGGUUUUGCAUGAUUCUGCCUUGGGUUUGAGUGCUAAUUGGAUUUCGGAGAAUCGGGGACUGCUUAGAAGUGUGGUGGUUCUAGAUAGUGCGCCGAGUGGAGCAGCAUUGCCAGUAUGGGUGUUGGAAAUGCCACUGUUAGGGGAUGUUGUUUUGGGAUUGGGAUUUGCUUUUAGGAGAUUACUUGGAACUUGCUGUUUGAGAUGGGUUGGUAACGCGGAGGCUGAGUGUCAUAGGAUUCUUUUGAAGGGAAAGGAUGGAAGAGGAGCUGUUGUAGGGAUGAGGAGGAGUCUGAAUUCUAGUUUUGAUUUGAAUGAAUGGGUUGCUUUAGAUGGAGUGAAAGGGCUACCAAUGCAAGUAAUUUGGUCUGAUGCCUUGUCCAAGGAGUGGACCGAGGAGGGACGUCAAGUUGCUGAUGCGAUCCCCCAGGCAAAGUUUGUUGGUCAUUCUGGUGGGAGAUGGCCCCAGGAGCAUAAUUCUGAGGAGAUUGCUGAAAGUAUCUGUCAAUUUGUUUCCUCCUUGCCGAAGUCUGUGAAACAAACUGAGGAAGAACCUGUACCUGAACAUGUCCAGAAGAUGUCCGAUGAAGCGCAGAGUGGUGAUCGCCACCACCAUCGCCACCACCAUGGUCAUGAUAGCCAUGGCCACGGUCACGAGCAUGCUCAUGCCGGAUAUAUGGAUGCAUAUGGGCUCGGUCAAGGGUGGGCCAUGUGAUUUGCAUACCAGAAAAUGUACUCUCUUGAUUGUUUUCCAAGUUGUAAGACUACAGUGAAAUUCCUCUCUCGUUUUCCCCUCCAGAUGCAGUUUCAUAGCGGUAACUGCGUAGAGCUUUUCUACUAUCUAAUUUUUGUUAUCGUACAAGUGUGGGCAAUUAUGUUGAGAGUUUGUAAUGUAAUUUGAGGUGUAGUAAGAACAAUGCUGGCUGCUUCACACAAAUCUUUGAUAUGCAUUUAUCUCUUUGUAAUCUCUAAAAUGCAAUACUUGUAUACUUAACCAUCUAUCCAAAGCAUGAAAGCCGAAGUCAACC
Messenger RNA from Capsicum annuum, 2202 nucleotides. RefSeq names its product protein AUXIN RESPONSE 4. The transcript has 2 exons. The record is from RefSeq and is a predicted model, not a curated record. NCBI's taxonomy places the organism in Eukaryota, Viridiplantae, Streptophyta, Magnoliopsida, Solanales, Solanaceae. Bases 435 to 1889 code for a protein of 484 amino acids.